Messenger RNA from Cyphellophora europaea CBS 101466, 1059 nucleotides. RefSeq lists its product as uncharacterized. Lineage: Eukaryota; Fungi; Ascomycota; Eurotiomycetes; Chaetothyriales; Cyphellophoraceae. The transcript has a single exon. The record is from RefSeq and is a predicted model, not a curated record. The coding region runs from base 1 to 1059 and encodes 352 amino acids.
AUGCCUCCCUCCACCGCAACCUGCCCCUCCACCCCAGACGACUGGGAGGAGAUCACCUCCUCCGAAAUCUCCGACGCCCCCGACGAAGACAUCGAGGUAAUCGACCGGUCCGAAGCCAUCGGACCCGAGCCCGUCGCACCAAGGACACCGCGACGCCCAUCAACACCGUGCCACCCCACCACUCCCCCGGCCCAAACCACCACAACAAGAACCGAGCCCCCGGCCGCGCCCCUCCGGCAGUUCACCAACUCACCCCGCCUCCCCACCGCCACCACCCAAGACCUCCACGCCAGCCUCGCGCAAAUGACUCUCAAUUUGCGUCACCAGCUCGGCUUGCCGCGUCGCCAGGGAACGCUGCGGGGGGUCGGGAGUCGUUUCGACGUCCCCGCCAACACCAACGCCAGCGGCGCCGCCCACAACGGACAGUCGCCGCGGUGCAGGUACGAGGUGCGUGCCCGUGGCGCAGUCUUUGCCGACGUGCUGCCCGUGCCGCGGCGGUCGACGCCGAGUGUGCCGCCGCGGGAGUUGGAGGCGGUCGCGGGUGCGGGUGCGGGAGCGGGAGCGGGAGCGCAGAGGCCUUAUGGUGAUGAGGCUUGGAGGGCUAUGAAGAGGGCGGCGGCGCAGACGGCGCAGGGAGGCAGUUACGGUGAGGGUGUUGAAACGAGUGCUGCUGGUGGGGGUGCGAACAUCGGCACUGCGGAGAGGGAGAGGGCGGAGCAGCCGCUUGCGAGAUCGAGAAGGCAACGAGGCCCGGUGGGUGGCGUGGGCUUGGGUGUGGGCUUGGGGCCGCGGGAAAGGAGGGUUGUGAGGGAAAGCGAGGGGACGCCGCUGGGGCAUCAUGGGGAUAUUGGACGGGGUCGUGAUGAUAAUGAGGAGGAGAGGGGGUGGGACCGAGACCAGGAGCGUGAGGAGUCGGAGCGUCGUGUCAGGUACCUUAUGAAUGGGAGGCAUGACUUGACUUUGACGGAGGAGCGCGAGCGGGAGCGGGAGUUGGCGUGGCGCGCGCUACGGGCGUGUGAGAGGCGUCGCUUGGGUUCGAGGGGGAGUGCGUUGACUUGA